Messenger RNA from Neodiprion virginianus, 2192 nucleotides. RefSeq names its product iduronate 2-sulfatase (gene Ids). Gene Ontology annotation, molecular function: iduronate-2-sulfatase activity. The record is from RefSeq and is a predicted model, not a curated record. The coding region runs from base 28 to 1770 and encodes 580 amino acids. The transcript is spliced from 10 exons. Lineage: Eukaryota; Metazoa; Arthropoda; Insecta; Hymenoptera; Diprionidae.
GAAUAAUCAAUUCGAUUUUUCAAAACAAUGGGGGAUCGGCCUCGAAAUUCCGUUCACUUUCGGCUGAGCAAUUUGUUCAUUUUUAUUAAUUUCACAAUAUUCAGAGUGUUUGGAAAGCAAAAUGUCCUCAUGAUAGUAGUUGAUGAUUUAAGGCCAUCACUCGGCUGUUAUGGAGAUCCUAAUGCCGUUACACCAAACAUUGAUCUUUUGGCAAAGAGAGGCGUGCUGUUUACUCGAGCAUUCGCUCAGCAAGCGCUAUGUGCUCCAAGCAGAAAUUCUCUUUUAACCGGCCGGAGGCCAGACACACUCAAACUUUAUGACUUCUACAGCUAUUGGCGGGAUACAAUUGGAAAUUUUUCUACUCUGCCGCAACAUUUGAAAAGUCAUGGUUAUACUACCAUGUCAAUCGGAAAAGUCUUUCACCCAGGAUCAAGUUCUAAUGGAUCAGAUGAUUUUCCGUAUUCUUGGUCUGAGAAACCAUUUCAUCCAUACACAGAUCGUUACAAAGAUGCACGAUUAUGCCAAACUACAUCAAACUCAACACCUGCCCGCAAUAUCGUCUGCCCUGUGUAUGUUCCUCAUAUGCCUAAUCAAACACUGCCAGAUAUAGAGACAUUAAGAGCAGCGAAAUCAUUUCUAUUCAAACAUCGUGGAGAUGAGAAACCUUUCUUCCUUGCGGUUGGCUUUCAAAAACCUCACAUUCCACUGAAAUAUCCACGAAAAUGUCUUGAGCAUCAUCCACUAGAAAAGUUUGAUGUACCUGAUAACUACAAGUGGUCAGAGAAUGUGAGUUACGCAGCCUACAACCCUUGGCUGGAUCUUCGAAAACGUGAUGAUGUAAAAAAACUUGAUCUCAAAUUUCCAUUUCAAAAAAUACCACGCUACUAUGCAAAGUUGAUCAUCCAAUCCUACUAUGCUGCAGUAACUUACAUUGAUGACUUGAUUGGAUUACUUUUGAAACAACUAGCCGUUUAUAACAUAGAGCGGUUCACAACUGUAGUUCUUAUAUCUGAUCACGGCUGGUCACUGGGUGAACAUGGGGAAUGGGCAAAAUACAGUAAUUUUGAAGUAGCCCUGAGAGUUCCUGUUAUAAUUACCAUUCCUCAGGUGACGUUUGAUCCAUGGAUUGAGAGCACCUAUGCAACAAAAAAUUUUACGCUACCCCAGAAUUCAGACUGUAGUCCAAAGCUGGGAUGCAUCGAAAACAGGUAUCGGAAGAAGGGCUAUGUUAUGUCAGAUGCUAUGAUAGAAUUGGUAGAUAUUUUUCCAACAAUAGCUGACUUAACAAAUCUGCCAAUACCGUUAUGCAUCGAUGACAAGGAUUAUCGACACAAGUACAAGAGCAACUCUACAUCGAUGUCUUCUAAUCUUUGCAGUGAAGGUGUCAGCUUCUUACCUGUCAUUUAUGCAAUUAUGUAUGAGAAGAUCAUUCCAUGGAAGAAAGCUGUCUUUAGUCAAUACCCUCGGCCAGGUGUAGUACCCACACGAAAUCCAAACAGUGACGAACCACGUUUAAGCGAAAUAACUAUUAUGGGUUACACAAUUCGAACAAAGGAAUAUCGGUAUACUGCAUGGGCAUCAUUCAAUAGUAGCAUUGUGAAAACUGAUUGGAGUACGAUAAUUGCUGAAGAGUUAUACUAUCACAAAUUUGAUGUUGAAGAAAAUUUGAAUUUAAGUACUAUACCAGAAUUUUCACGGAUAAAAAAUAAACUUAGGAACCAACUGAAAAAUGGUUGGAGAAAAGCUCUGCCACAACGAUAUAAAAAUUGAGCUGGUGCUGAAACUGGGGUUGCUUGAACGGACGAAGAUGGUGCUAUCCCAACUGCCGAUGGGGGUGUCGUUGGUACCUGAAAACAAGAGCAGUUACGUUUAAUUGUAGUUGUUUAUCAUCAUUUAUUACCGUACUGUUCCGAAUAUGAGUCGGAGGUUUUUGUCGUUGACAGCACCCGCGAAAACUAUCGUCCGAUACGCGAACGCGUCUUAUGUGCGGAUGACUAAGAAAAAUAUCUUGAAAUACUGUCUUAGAAUUGGGGGUUGGCUUAUACUCGGAACAAUAUGGUCAUUAUGAGUAGGACAGAAUAUAUGAUUAAUUUUAGGCAGGUAUAUACUAAAGGAAAGUAAUGAAAGAAUAAUAAAGCAAUAAUCGUUUGAAGUAAAUGGAAUCGAACUAAUAAAUACAAAUUUUACCUCUA